GGGAGGGGAGGGAAGGGGGGGGUCACGCGGGCGCGCGCGCGCGCACCGGGAGCGCGCUCGGAGGCGAGUGGAACUGGAUCGGGUUUGCUGCCAGCGGCGUGAGCUUCGGCCGCCAUUUUACAACAGCUCCACUCGCGCCGGACACAGGGAGCAGCGAGCACGCGUUUCCCGCAACCCGAUCUCCUCGGACAGGAUCCUUCCGCCGCAGCCCAACGGGGAGAUCUCUGGAAACAUGGCUACAGAACAUGUUAAUGGAAAUGGUACUGAAGAGCCCAUGGAUACUACUUCUGCAGUUAUCCAUUCAGAAAAUUUUCAGACAUUGCUUGAUGCUGGUUUACCACAGAAAGUUGCUGAAAAACUAGAUGAAAUUUACGUUGCAGGGCUGGUUGCACAUAGUGAUUUAGAUGAAAGAGCUAUCGAAGCUUUAAAAGAAUUCAAUGAAGACGGUGCAUUGGCAGUUCUUCAGCAGUUUAAAGACAGUGAUCUCUCUCAUGUUCAGAACAAAAGUGCCUUUUUAUGUGGAGUCAUGAAGACUUACAGGCAGAGAGAAAAACAAGGGACCAAAGUAGCGGAUUCUAGCAAAGGACCAGAUGAGGCAAAAAUUAAGGCACUCUUGGAAAGAACAGGCUACACACUUGAUGUGACCACUGGACAGAGGAAGUAUGGGGGACCACCUCCAGAUUCCGUUUAUUCAGGUCAGCAGCCUUCUGUUGGCACUGAGAUAUUUGUGGGGAAGAUCCCAAGAGAUCUGUUUGAGGAUGAACUUGUUCCAUUAUUUGAGAAAGCUGGACCGAUAUGGGAUCUUCGUCUAAUGAUGGAUCCACUCACUGGUCUCAAUAGAGGUUAUGCGUUUGUCACUUUUUGUACAAAAGAAGCAGCUCAGGAGGCUGUUAAACUGUAUAAUAAUCAUGAAAUUCGUUCUGGAAAACACAUUGGUGUCUGCAUCUCGGUUGCCAACAAUAGGCUUUUUGUGGGCUCUAUUCCUAAGAGUAAAACCAAGGAACAGAUUCUUGAAGAAUUUAGCAAAGUAACAGAGGGUCUCACAGAUGUCAUUUUAUACCACCAACCAGACGACAAGAAAAAAAACAGAGGCUUUUGCUUCCUUGAAUAUGAAGAUCACAAAACAGCUGCCCAGGCAAGGCGUAGGUUAAUGAGUGGUAAAGUCAAGGUCUGGGGAAAUGUUGGAACUGUUGAAUGGGCUGAUCCUAUAGAAGAUCCUGAUCCUGAGGUUAUGGCAAAGGUAAAAGUGCUGUUUGUACGUAACCUUGCCAAUACUGUAACAGAAGAGAUUUUAGAAAAGGCAUUUAGUCAGUUUGGGAAACUGGAACGAGUGAAGAAACUAAAAGAUUAUGCUUUCAUUCAUUUUGAUGAGCGAGAUGGUGCUGUCAAGGCUAUGGAAGAAAUGAAUGGCAAAGAUUUGGAGGGAGAAAAUAUUGAAAUUGUUUUUGCUAAGCCACCAGAUCAGAAAAGGAAAGAAAGGAAAGCUCAGAGGCAAGCAGCAAAAAAUCAAAUGUAUGAUGAUUACUACUAUUAUGGCCCACCUCAUAUGCCCCCUCCAACAAGAGGUCGAGGGCGUGGAGGUAGAGGUGGUUAUGGAUAUCCUCCAGAUUAUUAUGGAUAUGAAGAUUAUUAUGAUUAUUAUGGCUAUGAUUACCAUAACUAUCGUGGUGGAUAUGAAGAUCCAUAUUAUGGUUAUGAAGAUUUUCAAGUUGGAGCUAGAGGAAGGGGUGGUAGAGGAGCAAGGGGUGCUGCUCCAUCCAGAGGUCGUGGGGCUGCUCCUCCCCGCGGUAGAGCCGGUUAUUCACAGAGAGGAGGUCCUGGAUCAGCAAGAGGCGUUCGUGGUGCGAGAGGAGGUGCCCAACAACAAAGAGGCCGCGGGCAGGGAAAAGGGGUCGAGGCCGGUCCUGACCUGUUACAAUGAAGACUGACUUGCUAUGUGGGAUUACACCAGAAGCUUGCAGUGGAGUAAUGGUAAGGAAAUCAAGCAACCUUAAAUAUCUCGGCUGUAUAGGAGCAUAUUCUGUUGCAGAAGACCUUCCUAUGAAGAUCAUGGAAUCAAAUACAGGACAUUGAACUAAUACUUGGACUUUGAUAUGAAUUUCUUUAACAAUUUUCUCUGCAGUGCAAGUUAUUAAACUAAAGCUACUCUAUUUUCCAAAUGUGUUCCAACAGAAAUCCUUCAUAACUUCUAGCAUGGUAUCUUAAUAAAGAAUAAAGUUCUUCUCUUUAAAAAAUCUGCUCUAAGUAGAUUUUUCCCCUGUUUUUUUAAAUUAAGGAUCCCAGCAGUGGUUUUCUGAAAUAUUCUUUUGAAUUUGUGCAUUUAAAUUUUAUUGCAGUGGUAUAGAUGAAUGCCAUUGUUGGUAUCCUUAAAUUUUAUUUCUGCUCACCAAGGUUAAUCAUGAUUGUCUAUAUCUUUUUUAUAGUAAUCACUUUUGAAUUGUGUUCAGAUAUGCAGUUUCAGGUGUAAUCAUCAGAGCUGGUUAGUCAGGCAUUCCAGAUAGUGGUUCUUUUCAGAACCUUUUUUAAAGGGUUGGUUAACUACCUCAGUAGCAGAGGAUUGAACUAUACCCUGUCUGUACUGUACAUAGAAAAUCUUUGUAGAUAAAAGCAAGGCUUGUUAAAUGAUAUGAGGGUAAGAUUUUAAUAUACCAAAUGUAACAUUCUUAGUUGCCUUUAGUUUCAGAGGCUUGUAAGACUUCCUCAUGACCAUCAUAACAGGCCUUGCUUUUGUCGUAUUUUGUGGCUGAAAAAGCAGCCUUGCUUCUUCAGAUAUUGUAGUUAUUUGGAUGUAUAAUAGUUUAGCAAGAUGUUACUUUUGUAAGACAUCAGAUGUUCAAAAAAAGUGCAUCCGAACUUGUACUAAAUACUGCAGUGUCCCUUUAUAAAAAGUCAGACUAAAACUGACAAUUGUACAGCAAAGCCUGACAUUUGGAUAUUUUGAAGUUUUUUCAUAAAUCAUAGAAAUUAGUAUAUGGCUGUAGUUUAGCUUUUUAGGUAAAAGGUAUGUUUCAUUAGUGCAUUUCUUACUGCUGAUCACUGCAAAAAUGUGAAUCAGCUUUCCAUUUCUUAUGCAGGUCAUGAUAACUUGUAGAAUAGAGUACAAUCAUUUGUGCUAUGUUUUUAAUUUUCUAAAGCACCUUGAUGACAGUGAGUGUUCAGUGGUGAAGCAUCCUCUAUUGAAUCACCCUCAAAUUUUUUGCCAAGUCCUAAAUUGAUAGCUUAAAGUCAAAAGUGAAAUUAUAGUCUAAUUAGGACUUGGUAUAAAGAAAUCCCUUUUCCCCUUCCCCAAAGGGAUACUGCAGUUAUAUCACAUACCCAAUAGGCACCACGAUGAAGAUCAGAGCUUAUUAUACUUAAUUAAGGUUUUAUACACACCAGUUCCCCCAGUAAAUGCAAAUUUAACAAAAUUAGACAUGUCAUAUGUUCAAAAUGCUCAUGGCAAACAAUCAUUUUGCAUUCCUGCAAAUAAAAUUGUUUUAUACUGUAAGCUGGAGGCGAGUGUAACUUAUUUUUGUAAUAAAGUUUUUAUUUUUUUUAUGUGUCAUUAAUAUAAAUGUGUGUUAGUGUAGAAAUAUUCUGGUUUAAAAACUUAGAAUUGCACACAUUUCAGUAUGUUUAUUUGUACUUACAUAAUUUUAGAAUAGUGGUUGCCAAUAGCCUGUAUGUUUCACAUUAAUUGGUUUUUUUAUGUUACCUUAAUAAACCAUUUUAGUAUGUUGUAUGUCAGUUACUGGGAUAGCUGGGACAUAGAGUGUAAUUUAAAAUUUGUCAAUAAGUAUUCAUUGGAAUAUAUGUAAAUGUGCCUUGCCGGUUAUUGAAACUUACCUACAAAAUGAGUAUGGGGUGACAAAAAUUAGUUCCUGGUGCUUAAUGAAACUUUCUGCCACUGAUUUUAUAUAUUACCCCGUGCUUUUUUAAAAGUACAUCUCUUUCAAAUCUUAGUGUAAGUUUGAGGGCUACACAAAACAUUUACAUUUCAUUCUAACAUAUAAUGAGUAUAAUAGGUUGUGGAAAGUGGGUAAACUAAAUGUAGCCUUCAGUUAAAUUGAAUCUCAGUGUAAUCUUUGGUGCUGGCAUUUCCCAGUUCCAAGGAGUUAAAUGAUCCCAUCAGAGAGGUCAUUGCCAUGCCUAUUGGCACUUUACUGUCAUACCCUUUUUUAAGGGACACUGUCAAGGUGUUUAAGUUAAUUCUCAGAAUUAUUUGUUGGGAUUUUAGGACGGGUUUGUUUGACUUAAGUAAGAAAUGCAUUGUCAAAGUUGAAAGAUGAACAUUUUUGUGAGUUCACAAAUGUGUUCUUGAAACAUUAAAAUAUGGAGCUGUGGGUUUCCAAGAUUAUUUGGCAUUCUUAGUUUGGGGAUUUGGGAGGGAAAAUGAUUAUAUAAAGAAAUUGUGAAGAAUUGAUGGGUAAUGUAAACAGUGGUGAUGAAAUAUAUACACACUCAAGUGAAAUUACUUGACAGUGUUCAUUUGAAUAACUUUGAAUUCAAGCCAUUAUAAUUUUAAAAUUAAAUAUCAUUUGCACUGUUCUGAUAAUGGGUGCAGUUUUUGAGCAAUAUAAUCAGAGCUAAAUAUGCAUGUAGUGAUUAGUGAUGUGAACAAUUAAGUUCUGAGAAGAAAUACUAACUGGUAUUUUCAAACUUAAAUUUCUGUAGUAAAAAAUCAGCAUCAAACUCUUUUAUCAAUAAGAGAUCAAGGAAAACAGGCAAUGCAUAUAAACAUACUUUUGAAUGUUGUGUGGCCUAUAAAGCAAUAAUGCAAUUUAUAUGGAAUGUCAUGGGAUAUGAGAAAUGGAAAUGCAAAAAUAACUAAUCCUUUAGUAAAAAUGUCAACAUGUUAAAAGGGGAAUGUUAACUAAUGUAGGUUAUUGCUAUUUGUGAUUUGUUUAUGGGUUCUUGGCUUUGACAGCUUCAAAGAUGGACAGAUGACAAGUUAAAAGAAUUUUGUAUAUAUUGUCAAGGAAUGGGUCUUAAAUCCAAGAGUCAAGUCCCUUCCUUGGGGUGAAAAAUGUAUUCUUAAAGCAUUCUGAUUGUUAAACAAGGAACUUGAGUUACCUAAACAGACGCAAGAUUUUGUUUCUGCAGACUACUUGGCAAUCAAACGUGAUCAUCAGUUUAGUUAAUCAGUUUUCAGAAAGUUGCUUUGUGAGAAAAUUGUGUUAUAUAUAUUUUCCCAAACAUGCUUUUUGUGGGAGAUUUUCAGCCAUUGCAAUUGAAUCAGAUACUAGAAAUGAAGUGGGGGUUGAGCACAAAAAGAGCGGUUGCACACUCAUGAUGGUGGUUGUUGUAGCAUCAUGAGAAAUUUGUUAAUUACUGCAAGUCUGAUUUAAUAGAAUAUAAACAUUUUCCUCGUGAUAAAAUAGGAACUUAAUAGGAAUGGAUUGAUGGGGUGAUCUCGGGUAUUUACUUGUAUAUAUUGGAAAGACUUAAUAUCAGGAUGAACACAUGCUAGAUAGGCAAAAUUGUCACGCAGGACAGCUUUUUUUGACUGCUUAGCUGAAGUCACUGUUGACUAGAAACAACAGAAGAUCACCUUGUUAUUAUAGAGUAAGCCAUGUCUCUAUUCCAAGGGGAGAAAGUAAAUGUGGAAGGACUUCAUGCAUUUAGGAGAGGGAGCUGACCCUAGAGUAAAUGGAUGCUCAGAUUCCUACAACUUCCCAGGAAUACCCACCACAAUCAUUUUCUCCCCAGUGAUGUAUUCCAUAAAAUUUCUAUCUGACCAUAGGAAUUCAUUGGUGGGUAUAAAAUGAAUGAAUGAAAGACUUAAAUAACUACAUAAAAUGAAUAGACUUGUGAGGAUGUUUUAAAGUGUAGCAUUUACUCAGUGAUACCACUCAAUAGGGCAUGCCACUACUUUUCUUAAGAUGCUAAUUAUAAACCAACGUUCAAAGACAUUUUUAACUGUGGGCAAAUUAAUAGAUGGACUUUUUGGUCUGUCACUUUUUUAAAAAGUACUUAAAUGUAAGUUCUAUUAGCACCACAGUCUGCCUUCAGUAAUAUACAUAAAAUAUUUCUCAGGACCAGAAGCGUUCAGUUGGAAAAAAACAUCUUUUUUACAAAUGCAAAACAGUAUUAUAACUAAUGCUCUGGUCCAAGAUUAGGUUUUUAAUGAUUUUAACAGUAGUCUGAUAAACAUUUAGAAGUCUGGCAUUGAGAAACAAAAGCUUGUACCUGACUAGUACUUUUAUUUAAAAGAAAUAUUAGUUCUCUUAGCUUAUUUAAAUUGUCUCUUACAUUUAUUUAUCCAUAGAAUUUAUAUUUAUUUCAUUCCUUUCAUCUCACUGAAAACAACUGUCUGCAGGCUCUUUGAUUUGGAUUAGAUGUGUGAAGUACUGUCUUUUGCCAAAAACCUCAACUUAUCUGUUCUUUUUAACGUAGUGGGUUUGUGCUUGUUUGGAGAUCAGUUCAAAAAACUAUCUGUACUAUCUGUACUGCCUCUGAUGUUAAGAUUUUAUGUAUAGCAUAAGGAAGCUAGCUCUGACUAUAUUUUCCUAAGAAUAAAGACCUAUUUUUGUAGCAUG
Messenger RNA from Lutra lutra (Eurasian river otter), 6518 nucleotides. It is a transcript of the gene SYNCRIP, whose product is annotated as synaptotagmin binding cytoplasmic RNA interacting protein. Bases 233 to 1921 code for a protein of 562 amino acids. Gene Ontology annotation, molecular function: mRNA 5'-UTR binding. The transcript is spliced from 12 exons. Gene Ontology annotation, cellular component: ribonucleoprotein complex; nucleus; CRD-mediated mRNA stability complex. Gene Ontology annotation, biological process: CRD-mediated mRNA stabilization. The record is from RefSeq and is a predicted model, not a curated record. NCBI's taxonomy places the organism in Eukaryota, Metazoa, Chordata, Mammalia, Carnivora, Mustelidae.